AUGCGCAAUAGUGAUAUCCCGAAACUUGGUCGUGCAAGAAUUACCCAAGGGCUUCGAAUCUUUCCGGAAAUACAGAGCUCAAAAAUAGUUUUUUCGUAUGCUGGUUUGAUUGGCAGCAUUCUGUUUCCGUUUGGCGUCUCGUUUCUAUUACCCAUUUUUGUGAUCAUUUUGAUUCAAGAAAAAGAAAAUAGAAUUUUUGUGGUCAUGAAGAUGAACGGUGUUACACCCUGGUCGUACUAUGCUACCCACUAUCUUACCUUUUAUGUGCUUUAUGCCAUAUCGGUGUUUAUUUUUAUUGUGUCUGGAUAUAUUUCCAAGCAAACUUUUUUUACAUUGACACAUCUCGGAGUCUUGGUAAUCUUGUUCUUUAUUUGGGGUCACAAUCAAAUCUCGCUCACGUUUUUCUUUGCCGCCUUUUUUCAAAAAAGUCGAAAUGCGCUUGUAGUGGUGUUUUUAAUUGUCUUGGGAAGUAUAAUGAUUUCGUUGGCUCUUGGUCGCAUAUUCAAGGAUGGAAGUAAAAUGCCACUGCCCUUUUUUAUAUGGCCACCAUUUGCAUUUUAUAGAGCUCUUAGUCAAAUCAAUACUGCAUCGUAUGUGCAUCACCAACAGCCUUAUAAAAUAUGGAACUUGGUGCCCGGAGAUGAGGUUUUUUCCGCUUUGAUGUUUAUGAUAUGCGAGAUUCCGAUUUUUCUUGGAUUUGCAGGAUAUCUGUCUGCAGUUUUGCCUUCUGAUUUCGGAGUUUCUAAAUCGUGGCACUUUCCAAUCACCGAUUUGAUUCGAGCAAUGAGGCAACUAACUAGAUCUCGGAGUUUUUUUGAACAAGAUCAUGUCAAUGAAUCUAGUUUAGCGCUUUCUAUAGAUACCAAUGAAACCGAGACAGAGGAUGACGAUGUCAAGGCUGAGCGGCUACGCAUUGAUCGUAAUGAGCAUAGUUCCAAAUCUCCCAUAGUUAUACGGCAUAUGCGAAAGGUUUAUCGCAAGCACUAUAAUAUACCACCAAAAAUUGCAGUGAGAGAUGUCACUUUUGCAGUUGAAGAAGGAGUUGUGUUUGGAUUGUUGGGGCCAAAUGGUGCAGGAAAAACUACCUUGUUUAGUAUUUUGACUGGGCUAUAUGAAGCAUCUUCUGGAAGUGCUCAACUUGCUGGAUUUGACAUCAGCACAGAUAUGGAUCAAAUGCACAAGCGGAUUGGUAUUUGUCCGCAGUUUGAUAUUCUCUGGGGUGAUUUGACCAUCAAUGAUCACCUUUAUUUUUAUUCUCGACUCAAGGGUGUUUCCAGCCAACAAGAGAAUCAGGCAGUUCAAAAAGCUUUAAAUGACGUGUCGCUUGAAAAGCUUGCUCAUCGGCAGAUUAAAGGUUUAUCUGGUGGUGAGAAACGUCGAUUGAGUAUUGCUAUUGCUCUUCUUGGGGAUCCCAAGGUUGUAUUUUUGGACGAGCCCACGACAGGUUUGGAUCCUGAAGUUCGACGGCUAAUCUGGAGCAUUAUCAACAAGGCCAGAGUUGGAAAAACCAUUGUUUUGACUACCCAUUCGAUGGAGGAAGCAGAGGCUUUGUGUCAACGAAUCAGUAUCAUGGCGAGAGGAUCACUACGAUGCAUUGCAAACCCAAUUAGAUUAAAGCAGCUGUAUGGAUCAGGCUAUCGUUUGUAUUUUAAUUGUCACGAGCACGAUAUGGAAAGGGCAUCAACAUUUAUCGAGUCGGUAUUACCUGAAAAAUGGAUACUAAUUGGCACGUUUGCAACAAAUGCAUCCUACGAAUUUCCAUCUUCUGGCGGGAACUUGACCAAGUUGUUCAAAACUAUUGAAGGUCAAAAGGCUCACGUUGGUAUUCUUGAUUGGGGCGUAGGACAAACUACUUUGGAGGAGGUGUUUUUCCGACUGAUCUCUGAUAACGAUGUAGAUUCUAGUUGA
Batrachochytrium dendrobatidis JAM81 is the source of this 1908-nucleotide messenger RNA. RefSeq lists its product as uncharacterized. The transcript is spliced from 2 exons. The coding region runs from base 1 to 1908 and encodes 635 amino acids. Gene Ontology annotation, biological process: lipid transport; transmembrane transport. Lineage: Eukaryota; Fungi; Chytridiomycota; Chytridiomycetes; Rhizophydiales. The record is from RefSeq and is a predicted model, not a curated record. Gene Ontology annotation, cellular component: membrane; intracellular membrane-bounded organelle. Gene Ontology annotation, molecular function: ATP hydrolysis activity; ABC-type transporter activity; ATP binding.